Acanthoscelides obtectus is the source of this 7155-nucleotide messenger RNA. The record is from the annotation of a GenBank genome assembly. NCBI's taxonomy places the organism in Eukaryota, Metazoa, Arthropoda, Insecta, Coleoptera, Chrysomelidae.
CACGCAACCUGGAAGGUCUCUACGAACCCCAGGAAUGGUCCAUUGUCUGAGGUACGCCUCUGUCGUUGUUCGGACCCUUUUAAGUACAGUUUCUCUUGGCAUGUUGAGCUUUAUACGCGCAGCGGGAUAGUACCGCGCUACCGCGGGCUGCGCGACCAAUCGGCUCGUUUUAAACUGGCUAGAAACAAAAUUUAAGUCCAGUGUGCUUACAUCUCCGGUAUAGAGCGAAACCAAGAAGGCUAUUGCCCUCAAUUUCAGGGCCGGAUCCGCAGCAUGUGUGUAAAAGUUUGUGCGGGAUAAACCGUAUUGUUUUUGUUUUGCCAUUUCUAGUGCCAUGUGACAGACGGAUAAGCAGAAUUAGGUGUAGUAUGCCAGUGUAAAAGCUCAGGCGCAGAUAAGCUAGCUGCAUGGUUGAAUAGGGCCUAAAAAUGACUUAUCCUUCUGUAGUGUUGUGGGCUGUAAUAGUACAAAUUUUAAGUGAGAGUAUACAAAUAGGUGGACAAUAUAUAGGAGCUAGACAAAGGAUACACAAUCACCCUAUAAGAGUGCCGUACUCACAGAAAGUUGAGCUGUCGCAUUCACCAGACGCAGAUUUGGACAUAGAUGGUCGACAUCUACAGGAGCUUCAUCCGUUGACAGAUAUAUACAAAUUCCGCAGAACUGGUUAUAAUUCACAACAGGGGUACGAACCAAAGAAACUUCAUCCAUGUGAACAGAGUUCCUGUUAUCCAGCAACUGGUAAUUUACUAAUAGGGCGAGAGAACCAAUUGUAUUCGUCGUCGACAUGCGGUCUUCAUGGCCAACAAAGAUAUUGCAUUGUGUCGCAUUUAGACGCAGAAAGAAAAAAAUGCUUUUGGUGCGACUCGAGGCCCACGUUGAAACCAAACCCACUGCUGAACCACAAUAUUAGUAACAUAGUGUAUCGAAUGUAUCCAGGGACUCGGACGAAAUCGUGGUGGCAGUCAGAAAAUGGGAAAGAGAAAGUACAGAUCCAGCUAGAUUUAGAGGCGGAAUUCCAUUUCACGCAUUUGAUAAUCACGUUCAAGACUUUCAGGCCAGCUGCCAUGUUGAUCGAGAGGUCGUACGAUUUCAAUCAGAAUUGGCAAGUUUAUAGGUACUUUGCGUACAACUGUUCAGAAAGCUUUCCAGGAGUACGUGAAGGACCUCCAAGAGAUCUAACGGACGUGGUGUGUGAGUCCAGGUACUCCGCGGUAGCACCAUCAACGGAUGGAGAAGUCAUCUACAGGGUGUUGCCUCCGAAUCUACCGAUUGACAAUCCGUACUCGGAGCAAGUUCAAGGGUUGUUGAAGAUCACUAACUUGAGAAUAAAUUUUACGAAACUUCAUACACUUGGUGAUGAUUUGCUGGACAGGCGAGAAGAAAUACAGGAAAAAUAUUACUACGCCAUCACUGAAAUGGUAGUGAGAGGGUCUUGUUCAUGUUAUGGCCACGCAAAUCGUUGCUUGCCGCUUCCGGGUAUCGAACCCAAACCGGAUAUGGUCCACGGAAGGUGUGAGUGCACCCACAACACCAAAGGACGAAAUUGUGAAAAGUGCGAGGAUUUCUUCAACGAUCUACCAUGGAGACCAGCUAUUGGCAAGCAGACUAAUGCUUGCAAACGAUGUAACUGCAAUAACCACGCAACAAGUUGUCACUUCGAUCCCGCACUGUACGAAUCAACCGGAAGGGUAAGUGGAGGCUUUUGCGAUGGUUGCCAACACAACACCAUGGGUGCCAACUGUGAACAGUGCAAACCGUUCUACUACAAGGACCCCCAGAGAGAUAUACAAGAUCCUGAAGUGUGCAGACCCUGUGACUGUGAUCCACACGGGUCGCUGGACGACGGAAUAUGUGAUUCUGUGACAGACCCGCUGAAUGGCUUAGCCGCAGGCAGCUGUCAUUGCAAAGCAAAUGUCGAAGGAAGAAGGUGUGAUGUAUGUAAGAAUGGAUAUUGGAACUUCACCGACGUUAACCCUGAAGGAUGUCAGCCAUGCACUUGUAAUACUCUUGGCACCAUCGACAAUCAAGGUUGCAAUGUAUACACCGGAGAAUGUACCUGCAAACGAUACGUCACGGACCGGAACUGUGAUCAAUGCAUGCAGCAAUAUUGGGGGUUGUCUGACAGCAAAGAUGGCUGCCAGCCUUGCAACUGCGAUCCCGGUGGUUCCUACGACAACUUCUGUGACGUAAUUACCGGCCAGUGCAAAUGCAGGGAAUAUAUGACUGGAAGAGCUUGCGAUCAACCCAAACAGCAAUACUUCGUUGCCAGCUUGAACUUUUUGCUCUACGAAGCUGAGACAGCUAAGACUAGCGGGCAAGUGCUCAUCAGAGAACCUUCCAGAGGCGAUGUUGAAGAUACUUGGACUGGAAUUGGCUUCGUUAAGGUUGAGGGCGGUUUCUUGGAGUUCAUCAUUGACGAUAUAAAAACAUCCAUGGACUACGAUAUCGUCAUCAAAUAUGAGCCUACUAGAGCCGACACCUGGGAGGACGUAAUCGUAACUGUGGAACGACCAGGUCCGGUGAACUACAACGGAACAUGUGCGAGAAUCAACCCCCAAGAUGACGUCAAGCACGUCAGCCUGCCGUCAAACCAAAGGAGUGUCACGGUUUAUCCUCCAGUGUGUCUUGAAGCUGGCAAGGUGUAUAAGAUUCGACUGGACUUCAGAACUGACAGAAGGAAAGAGAGUCCAACUGCUUCAGUGCUCAUUGAUUCCAUUGCCCUGAUUCCAAGAAUUGAGCAGAUUCCUUGGUUCAUGGGAUCUCCAGCGGCUGAGGUUAGAAGAAGGGAGUACGAGAGGUUCCAUUGUAAUGAUCCAGCCUACUUUGGGAAAGCUCAAAAUGUACCAGAGAUCUGUAAGAAGUACCACAUUAGCAUUGCUGCGUAUGUCUUCAACGGCGCAUUUUCGUGUCAAUGUGACCCAGAAGGUUCAAAGAGUCUGUUCUGCGAUCCAUUUGGUGGAUUCUGUACCUGCAAACCCAACGUGGUAGGACGAAGAUGUGACCGAUGUGCUCCUGGGACAUACGACUUUUUCAACCGCGAUGGAUGUAAAGCCUGUGACUGCAAUAGUAUAGGCGCCCUUGACAAUUUCUGUAAUGCUACCACGGGACAGUGCAAAUGUAAGCCGAAUACAUAUGGAAGAGAAUGCAACAAGUGCAGAACCGGCUUCUGGAAUUUCCCGAACUGCGAGAGGUGUGAGUGUAAUGGACAUGCAGACACCUGUGAGCCUACAACAGGGGUUUGCAACCAAUGUAGGGACAACACUAUGGGUGAUCACUGCGAAUAUUGUAUCAACGGCUUUUACGGCGACCCUAGGAUCAACGUGGACAUCCCUUGCAGACCUUGUCCAUGUCCAGGACAGCUGCAGUCGAAUCACUCUUUCGCAGACACUUGCAAUUUGGACCCUAUCACCAGAGACGUCAUUUGCGAGUGUAAGCCUGGUUAUGCUGGAGCUAGGUGUGACAUUUGUUCGGAUAAUUACUAUGGGAACCCCGAGGUGCCUGGUGGCUCCUGUAGAUCUUGCGAUUGCAAUGAUAAAGUCGAUUUAUUGGUACCAGGCAAUUGCGAUCCACGGACUGGAAAGUGCCUCAAAUGCCUCUACGACACGACAGGUGAUCACUGUGAGGUAUGCCGUCCUGGAUUUUUCCGUUACUCCGAAGACAGGCCAUGCGAAGAGUGCAAAUGUGACGAGCUCGGCACCAACACAACUGCAGGACCAUGUGAUCCUUCCAGUGGUCAAUGCACGUGCUUACCAAACGUCACUGGGUUGAGGUGCGACCAGUGUAUCGUUAAUCACUGGAAAAUUGCUAGUGGUCACGGAUGCGAGCAUUGCGACUGUGAUCCUUUAGGUUCUGAAAGUCCUCAGUGUCAUGAGUACUAUGGCCAAUGUAGGUGCAAAGAAGGUUUUGGAGGAAGGCAGUGUAACGAAUGCAUGCCAAGCUUCUAUGGAGAUCCCAAAAUACAAUGCUUACAGUGCCAGUGUAACUACUUGGGUACGAGAACAUCCCAGUGUAACAGACAAACUGGAGCCUGUCAGUGCUUAGCUGGUAUUGGAGGGUAUCAUUGUGAUAGGUGUGAUAGAGGAUAUACAGGAGCCAUACCAGAUUGUAUAACGUGCGGAGAAUGCUUCGACAACUGGGACAGAAUUCUGCAGGAAACCAAAAACGAUACUGCGGAGAUCAUCCUCAGAGCUGGAGAUAUCAAAACCCUGGGCGCCACCGGUGCAUAUACCAAAGAAUUUGACGAUAUGCAGACUCAACUUGAAGAGAUCGAACAGCUCUUGAACAACACCAAUGAAAUCAGCACCGAAGAUAUUGAAAUCCAGUUGCAAAGGUUGAGGGAAAAAAUCAAUCAAACGGAAGCAGAGCAGUUAAACGCACUCGAUGAUCAGUUGUGGUCGCAAAAAGAGGACAUUCUGUUGAGAGAGGUUAAAGCCAAUACGCUGAAUAACACACUGAACGAACUGAAAAAUAAAAUUAAAGAGUUGGAAAAUAAUGGGACGAAACUACAAGAAGCAAAUGUACAAGGUGCUCUAACACUCAUCGCCAAUGCGAGGGAUAAAGCUGAAAAGGCUGGUCGAAAAGCUAAUCACUCCCAGGAGGACAUUAUUUACGCUGAAACCCAAUGCACAGCUACGGAAACCUUGAUAAACAACUCUCAAGAUAAGUACACUAAACAAUCGGAAGUCAACGACAACAAAUUGAAGGAAAUAUCGCAGAAGCUGGAGGAACUAGACCAUGAAUUUCCAGGACUGAAUAGUUUAGUCUGCGAUGGUGGUGGAUCUCCUUGUCAUCCCAUAUGUGGUGGCGCUGGUUGUGGCAGUUGUGGCAAUUCAUUAACUUGCUCUAAUGGCGCCAAACAGCAAGCUGAGACUGCAGUACUUAACGCAAAUGACACAGAAAUCGCCCUCAGGAAUAAGGAGAGUCUGGCCAAUGAUUUUAUAAGAAAUGUUUCGCAAAUAAAUACAAAUGAUACAAGAAACCUGGCUCAAGCUACGUACGAUAAAAUUAAAGAUGAACUGUCGAAAGCCAACAAUUCGCUGAAAUUGGUUACCGAUAUGCGAGAGGAAAUGAACGAAUUCAUGGGUCAAAAUAAUACAAAACCAGAAGAUAUUCAGCACUUGGCUGAAGAGAUCUUCGAGAAAAACAUCGAAAAAACCCCAGAGGAAGUACAAGAAUUGGCGGACAAUAUAAAGGAUGCUGUGGAUCGUCUGACCAAUACUGAUUAUAUUAUUGAUGAAACCAAAGAUGAUUUGGCCAAGGUGAAUCAGCUCAAAGCACAUGCAGAACAAGCGAAGGAGAAUGCAACAAAAUUAUUGAAAGAAGCUGAAGACGUGAAUGAUUCCCUCAACAAAACUCAGGAUGCCCAAGCAGAAGCUGAAAACGCAAUUGAUAAGGCGAGGAAUGAUUACAAGAUCGUCGAGGAUAUGCUGAAUACGAUUGAGAACAAUACAGACGCUGCACAGCGCACAACGAAAAACAUCGAUGACAAUAUCCAUGCUCUGAAAAGCAAGCUGACAGAUUUGCAGAGAAACAUCACGGACAGUGGUGUCUUUGCCAACAGAGUGAUCAAAAACUCGGUCAGCAUCAUGAAGAAUGCUCAGCAAACCAAAACUGAUUCGGCAAAGCUUCAGGAACAGUACCACACGGUUCAGAAAGAACUGGACGAUAAGUUGAAUAACGUGAAGUCUAUCAAAGAAAGGGCGGACGAACUGUUCAACAAAGCCUUGAAUUUAGUUGCAAAGGUAACGAAAACUCAAGAUGAUAUCCAUCAGUUAGAAAAUAACAAUCAGUCAAAUGAUUUGGAUCAUUUGGAAAGACAAUUACAAAAUCUUAUUAGGAGGAUGAAUGAAUACACAGGUGCUUUAGAAGGAAAACUACAGUACUACAAAAGCUGUGUUGGCAAAUAGUAUAUGCUAAUAAAUGUAUUUGAGACCAAAUUGUUUUUUAUUUCACAAGGAGGUUUGUACAAUGAUGAAUUUUUAAUUCCAUCGGAGAACCAUUCAACGUUCACUAUGAUAUUGCAGUUUUCCUUACAGCAUUGAUUUCUUCUACUUUUAUGUACGCAAACUGUACAUUGCAAUGUAUAACAAAAGUUGACCCUUAACCAUUGGGGUGUUUAUCAAAAUGGGUCCUGUUUGCAAAGCUGAAAUUUGGGGCGAUGAAAUGAACACAUAAAUACUAUAUUUUAGCGUAAAAGUGGCAGAAAAUUGUGCGCCAUCUUGGAACAUUUCUCGAAGGGAAUUGGUGAUCAAAUAAUACAUUAUUUUUAGGCUCAUUGUCAGUAACGAUAGAAUAUAAAAUAAUGUAUUUUAAAACGUUUGUGUACAUCGAAUCUACAUUACAUUAAAAGAUAGUGCCCAGCUGCCAUUUUUAAGUUUUCCACUAUUAUUUCAACUUCAUGAUUCUAAAUUUCAGCAUGCUAGCUUUACUCACUGAAAAAAUUAGUAGGAAGCGUUUUGAAAAUCACUGUAUAUCCUCGAUAUCACUGUUAGUGAAGCAAUGUAAUUUUCUACGAACGUUGCAAUUUUGCCUAUAAAACUCGAUCUGGCGAUAUAUUUUUGUAUUUUUUAAGAAUAAAUAGAUACAAAAGACCAAUGAGAUAGUUAUUCUGACACAGAAAGUUCGAGCAUUGAUAAGAAACUUCUGACAACAUUUAAAGAGAAUUCUCCCGCUGUAAUGAGUGUUUGAAAGAAUAUGAUUUUACUAUGUUUUUAUCUCAAUUGAUAGACAGUGAAUGAAUGGUUCACCAGAUGCAGUUGAAGCUUUUCAACAUUUAUAUGAAAUUUAGUAGAUGUUUUUUAAGAAUCAAUUGAAUUUGAUGAUCGCCAACAAUAUAGCAUUUAUAUAAUACAAAAAUCUAUUUUUUAAGCUUAUCUUCAGUCUUUUUAGACUUGCUUGAAGCGACUUUUAUACAGGCAGUUUAAUUUUAACCAGUUUUGUAUUUCUGUAAAUAAAAUAUUUAUUUUAGGUUUUUACCCAUUUUUUCUGUACCACUAGUAUAUUGAGUAGCAUUUUUCGAAAAUAAUUUAAGACAGUUUUAAAAUGUAUGUAUGUGUGUAUUUAUUUCCUAUUUUUAGUAGACUAAUAAUAUUAGAUAGCAUUCAUGUAUAAGUUCUGUAAAACUUGUAUGGAAUAUCAAAUAAAAAUUAACGAACA